This is a messenger RNA of Alligator sinensis (Chinese alligator), 878 nucleotides long. It is a transcript of the gene RAMAC, whose product is annotated as RNMT activating mRNA cap methyltransferase subunit. Gene Ontology annotation, biological process: RNA 5'-cap (guanine-N7)-methylation. Gene Ontology annotation, molecular function: RNA binding. The transcript has 3 exons. NCBI's taxonomy places the organism in Eukaryota, Metazoa, Chordata, Crocodylia, Alligatoridae. The record is from RefSeq and is a predicted model, not a curated record. Bases 318 to 671 code for a protein of 117 amino acids.
UCGGGUGAGGCGGCGCUUUGCGGGCCCUGAUGGGGUGACCCCGGACCCAAGGCCCCCAGGUCUCCCCUCGCCGGCAGGACUAGGGCGGCCACCCCCAGCCCCAGCUCCCGGCCCGGCCGACAGCAUCUGGGCACGGGGGCGACCCCUCCGCGUCAGGGGCCCGGCUGCAAGUGCAGCUCGCAGCGGGUUCCCGCAGUAGGUGGGUGUCUGGGCAUCAAACCACGGCUCCUCUUUUCUUUACAGGAGCGUGUGAGACUGAGCCCCGCCCCCCCCGGCUGCCCCUGACGCUUGAGGCGCGACCAGCCAGAGAUAUCAGGAUGACCUCUUCACUUGACCUUCCUCCAAAUUAUGAGGAGAUGUUUGCUCAUCGAUUUACAGCAGAUGAUAAGGAGUAUCAAGAGUACCUGAAACGUCCUGCAGAUCCACCUCCUGUAGUAGAAGAAUGGAGAACUAGAUAUGGUGGCAACCAGAGAAACAGAGAUCGGUUUCAAGAUGGCAGACAGUAUAGAGGAGACAGGUAUAACUGGCAAGGUGACAACAGAUAUAAUCAGAGGCAAGAGAGAAGCUGGGGUAAUAACUACCAACAAUACAGACAAGAAGAAUCUUUCUCCCCACAAUAUGGGCAGUAUGGCAAAAACUCCUACAAUAAGAGGCCCCGUUAUGGCUACUAAUAAUGUAGUACUUUCUAGUUAAGCAUCCUGUAAACCUGUAUAACUAUAUCUUGAAUGAGAUGUGAUGCUUUAUUUUGUGUUUGUCUUUUUUUUUUUUUUUUUGUAGCUAGCUUAAAAUAAUGGGUAUUUGUUUAUAAGGCCUGCUAAUGACACACUAUAGUGCAAGUUACAAUCGGCAUCCUUUUUUUUGGAUAAUAAAAUUCUUAA